Messenger RNA from Geosmithia morbida, 2616 nucleotides. RefSeq names its product SAM protein. The transcript has 2 exons. Bases 1 to 2616 code for a protein of 871 amino acids. NCBI's taxonomy places the organism in Eukaryota, Fungi, Ascomycota, Sordariomycetes, Hypocreales, Bionectriaceae. The record is from RefSeq and is a predicted model, not a curated record. Gene Ontology annotation, molecular function: protein binding.
AUGUCUCUACUCCUCAGUUCGCCGGCUGACAGCAGCUAUCAGGAGACACGACACUAUCAGUCCGGCCAGCGCUGGACCUACCAGGAGAUGAGGCAGAAGCCCGCUCCUCGCGACACCUUCUUCAGCCUCAGGAAUGAAGCCCAAGACCUGCGUCCAGUCUCGGUAGCCACCGAGUUCGUCGACACAGAUUGGGAUGAGGAAACUUUCAGUGAGCCAGAGGAUAACUCGCCCCGGGUUAGUCUGCAGUCGUCGGGACAGCCUAGUAUCACAACUCUAUCUUCGUUUGAGGAGGCCAUCACCCCCAGGUCAAGCCAAGAUGUCAAUCAGACGCAGUACACGUCGACGGCAAAACGCCAGGUCGAGGGCCCUCGGGGCCCUCACCUGUUCCGCAACUCGGCUGAGCAGGUCUCGGCUGACGGCGACAUCACCCUGACUCUCUCUCCCAUCACACCCAAGACUCCUCGGGAUCUCCCCGACCUGUGGUACCAGUCCGAACUGCAGCCUCCCGUACCGGACCUGCCCUCUCAAUGUAACACCCCCUUUCAAUUCAGCUCUGCCGAGCUCGAUGUCGCGCAGCUGGUCAUGUGGACGCCUGAGAUGGUGGCUCAGUCCAUGCUCGAAGCAGGCCUCGAGCCCUCCGUCGCCGCUCGCUUCAUCGAGAACGACAUCAACGGCCCCAUCCUCUCGACGCUCAAGUUCGAGGACCUCCGCGAGCUCGGCAUCUCGUCCUUUGGCAUUCGCAUAAGGGUGUGGAACCAGAUCCAGGUCCUGCGCGACAGCCAUGCCGCCUCUCCCCGGGCACCCACGCCGAUCGAGGAGGCUCCCAGCCGCGAGGCGCGAUCGGAGGAACGACGCCACAACCGCGGCCCUUCGCGGUCCUCCAGCGCCCACAGGCGGACGCGCAAGAAGUCUUCGGCCAGCUCUACCUCCCACGGCUCCCACGAGGCCAACGCCAUCACCCCGGGCGAGUCGGUGUCCAUCAUUGGUAUCGAACAGGUCAUCCCCAAGCCCCACAUAUGCUCCAAGGGCAUCAAGUGCUCCAAGUGGAGGAAGCAGGUCCGCCUGAUCGAGCAGUUCAAGCAGAUGAACCCCGGCCUCGACAUCACCAACAACAACGGGGGCACCGUCCUCAUCGCCGGCGACGCGGGUAACCCCGAGACGGCCAGGGCCAUCAACCCCGACGAGCCCUUCCGGCCCAUGUCCGACGCCGAACCUUCGGUCGUCGCCUCUUCGGACAUCAUGGGCCCCGGAAACAUGCCCGGUCCUAUGCAGUACCUCAAGGAGAACAACCUCCGCUCCGUCCAGAACAGGGACCCCCAGGACAACGUCAUCCGCUUCCUUCAGUUCCAGGACCACGGCGCCAACGAGUUCCCCCCUACGCCUCCCUUUGAGCAGCCCGAUGCCCCUUAUUCGCAGCAGCCUCACCAGGGCCUGCGCCGUCUUCCCAGGCUGGCCAUCCCGGGAACGAACACGUCGCAGGCGGUUACCAACUCGGCCCUUCCCAGGGCCUCGACCAUGCCGAUACGCCAGCAGCAGCAGCAGCAGCAGCAGCAGCAGCACCGUCGUGCCAGCUACCAGCAGAUGGCUAGGGCGGACGCGCGCUCCCCCGAACUGGACACUCCCCCGUCUGCCAAGAAACCGCAGGCUAGCCCUGACCGCUAUGGGACCCCCUUCUCCGAGGUGGACGUUCCCGUGACGGCCGUGCCUAUCGGUCCUGUCGCGCGCGACGCAUCCCAGUCGGUGCCGCCCAGCAUGAACUACUACUACCACGCCGACAUCGCGGCGUCCAGGAGCAUUCCCCUGAGCACGACGCCCGCACCCCGUGCUCCCUCGCGCCUGGCCCGCACCCCCGGCAUGCCCUCUGUGGAGGAGCACGCCAGGCCGCAGACGACGUCGCCAGAAGAUGCGCGCAGGACGUCACCGCAGCUCCUGAGUCAGCCUCAGCGCGCGCCUCCGCGCGGCGUCUACCCCUGGUCACCCGUUGAGCGCACCAACUUUGAGAUGGCCAUCCCGCCUCUGCCCUCCAUGAAUGACGGCUCGUCAGGCUCGUCGACGACGGUCAACAUCAACGGUGUCACGCAUCAGGGCCCCAUGAAGCGACGCAAGGCCAAGCUUCUCCGCCACGAGUGGGAGGAUGGCUACUUUACCCUCAAGGGUACGAGGCUCAACAUGCACAAAGACAAGAACCGCGUCGACCGCACCCUCGAGUACGUCGACAUUGAUGAUUACGCCAUUGCCUGCUCCAGCUUGGCCUCAUCAUCCAAGCUCUCUGCCGCUUUCAAGGCUAUGCGCAACUCAUCUUCCACACACCUCCGUGACAGAAGCGACCCUGUCGGUGCCUUUCAGUUCCAGCUCAUUCCGCAGGAGAAGGGAUCCAACGGCCAAGGUGGCAACACCACCACGUCCCGCCUACGCAAGCGUGAGAGCGCCAGCCCUGCCACGCAGUCGUCGUCCUCUAUCCAGGUGGAGGGUGUCAACGGCACGGGCAAGACUCAUCACUUUGCCGUCAAGAGCCGUGAUGACCGCAUCGACUGGAUGCGCGAGCUCAUGCUCGCCAAGGCUCUCAAGCAAAAGGGUGAGGGAUUCGAGGUCAGCGUCAACGGGAAUAUGAUUUAG